AGGUAGUUUAAACUAAUGUACUUUCCUACUUCCGGUGGUUUCUUAGAAAAAAAAAGACUUUCCCACUUCCGACGGUUUCAAUUGAUAGAGUCCGAACCCAACACUCCUCCUUCCAAAGCUUAUUGCCUCAACAAAGGCCGAAUGGUUUGCUCGGCUGAAUCAACCUCAAAACGCCAGAAACCAGAAGAAGCGGACAGGAUCAGUAAUUUACCGAAGUCUCUCCUCUGCCGUAUCCUUUCGUUUCUCACAACCAAAGAGGCUAUUGUCACGAGCAUUUUGUCGAGCAGGUGGAAGACACUCUGGACUCUUGUGCCAAAGCUUGACUUCGACUACUACGAACUCACAACGACGUCGUCCUCAGCCGAAGUGCAAAGUCAUAAGCGGUACAAUUUUAAUUUUGCGCAUAUAGUAUCCAGAGUCUGGGCUCUUCGCAGUGCGAGUCAGGUACAAAAAUUUCGUCUCCAUUGGGAUCAUGGAGUUUAUGACCCAGUACACAUGGAUACAUGGGUCCGCGCUGCGAUUGCUCGUGGCGUGGAAGAUAUUGACCUCAACAUCGAUCCUAACUCUAACAGAUCUUUCUACUUGCCCUGUAGCCUCUUUAACUGUAAAACACUAAUAGCUUUGAAAUUGAGUGGCAAUUUUGAGUAUGAUACUCCUCCAUCUUCAUCCAUUGUGUUCCCGAGUCUCAAGAUACUGCAUCUUGAAUUUAACUUCAAUAGCUGCGACUAUCUUUUUACUCUACCCACUUUAUGUCCGGUGCUACAAGAUUUGUCUGUUAAAGUACAUUGUUGGUACGCGGAUUGGCAUUGUAAAUUCAUUUCGCCUACGCUGAAAAGAUUACAUUUAUAUAUGAAAUUUGAUGAGUUGCCUUACAAACUUGAAAUAAAGGCCCCAGCUUUGGAGUACCUUAAUUUUGGGGGUCAUUUGGAUAGCAUAUUGUUGGAAGAUCUGUCUAACUUGGUCGAAGCGGUCAUUGAUAUUGAUGUUGAUUUAACUAAAAUUGAUUAUUAUGAACACUAUGGAAGUAGGGUAUGGGACUUCAUCGGAGAACUCGGUGACAUUAAGUCCCUCCAUUUGUCAGCAAAUACCACUGAGUUCCUCUGUAAUGCAUCUGAAUUUGAUCCUCCCGUGUUUCAUAAUUUGUCUUUCUUAAAGGUUAAGGGUCCUUGUAUGUUGCAUGUGCUACCGCACUUGCUUCAAGUGACUCCUAAUCUUGCAGUACUUGUUGUUGAAAAGGAAGAAAGGAACUUUUUUAGUUGUGAAAAGGAAGAGAGUUUCACUUGUGACAUGAUAUUGUAUGAGGAGCCACUGCAACAAGUUGUUCGCAAAUGUCUGUCAUCAUGCCUUACAACUCUUCAUUAUGAAGGAUUUGAAGGGUUAAAGAAUGAGCUGAAACUUGUUAAACAUUUCCUAAAGAGGGCAAAGGUCUUAAAGACAAUGAAAAUCUCUUCUUAUAAUUUAAAUUCAGAGGAGAAGCUUUGUGUUCUCAAGGAAUUAUUGUUGUUUCCCAGGCAUUCUAGAUCUUGUCAAAUUGUAUUUAGCUAAACGAUAUAAAGCUGCUUAAUAUUUGGCUUAGGCAAUGUCUUGAAUUCAUGAAGUCAAUUGAUAUAAAAUCGGUUUUUAUGUUGGUGACAACCA
Molecule: messenger RNA, 1638 nt
Organism: Quercus lobata
Lineage: Eukaryota; Viridiplantae; Streptophyta; Magnoliopsida; Fagales; Fagaceae
Product: F-box/LRR-repeat protein At4g14103-like
Exons: 3
Coding region: 16-1545 (509 amino acids)
Molecular function (GO): protein binding
Source: RefSeq, a predicted model, not a curated record